GAUCAUCUGUUAAUUGAGACAGGUUGGCAGCACUUCGACCGCAACGUGUGUUCAUUUCGUAUAUGCGUGAAUAAUCCAAAUAUUGUAGAUCUAGAGCGAUCAAAAAGAUAAUGAGUAUUUACCACGACGAGGUUGAGAUUGAGGAUUUUGAAUACGACGAGGAGGAGGAAAUGUAUUACUACCCGUGUCCCUGCGGUGAUAGAUUUCAAAUUUCCAAAGAGGAACUUAUUGAAGGGGAGGAAGUAGCUACUUGUCCAAGUUGUUCAUUGAUCAUUAAAGUCAUAUACGACGCGGAUAUGUUUAAAGCGGAGGAGGACGAAACGGCGACGCUAAACGAGAAGUUAGGCGACUUAAAGCUUGAGACGAACUAGAUCCUAUUUAAGAGUCUCACCAAGUGGGUAAUGAUCAUUUUUUUAUUUGUAUAAUUUCGUUUAUUGUAAAUGUGUUGACUAGUAAACAAUUAGUUUAAAUAAUACUUUACCGCAAAUAUUUGAUUACAGUUUUUGUUACAUAGCUCUAAAAAAAUAUACCUAUAAAUAAAUAAUGAACCAAAAAUAGGACCCGCACAGAUGGUUUGAUAAAAUGCAAAGAA
Drosophila navojoa is the source of this 592-nucleotide messenger RNA. RefSeq names its product Diphthamide biosynthesis 3 (gene Dph3). The record is from RefSeq and is a predicted model, not a curated record. Lineage: Eukaryota; Metazoa; Arthropoda; Insecta; Diptera; Drosophilidae. Gene Ontology annotation, biological process: protein histidyl modification to diphthamide. Gene Ontology annotation, molecular function: metal ion binding.